AAUUCAUCUUGAUGGGAGGUACUUUCAUGUCAUUGCCAUCAGAUUACCGUGAUUACUUUAUAAGGAAUCUUCAUGAUGCUUUAUCGGGACACACUUCUGUUAAUGUUGAGGAGGCUGUUUCCUACUCGGAGCACAGUGCUGUAAAGCGUAUUGGGAUGACUAUAGAAACGAGGCCCGAUUAUUGCCUUGGACCUCAUUUGAGGCAGAUGCUUUCUUAUGGUUGUACACGACUGGAGAUUGGAGUUCAAAGCACAUAUGAGGAUGUGGCUCGUGACACCAAUAGAGGCCACACAGUAGCAGCCGUGGCUGAUUGCUUUUGCUUGGCAAAGGAUGCUGGUUUCAAGGUUGUUGCUCAUAUGAUGCCUGAUCUUCCAAACAUUGGGGUUGAGAGGGACAUGGAAAGUUUUAAAGAAUUCUUUGAAAGCCCUUCAUUCAGAGCCGAUGGGCUUAAAAUCUAUCCUACGCUUGUUAUUCGUGGAACUGGGCUCUACGAACUUUGGAAAACAGGCAGGUAUAGAAACUACCCACCUGAGCAGCUUUUGGACAUUUUAGCUAGGAUCCUAGCAUGGUACCCCCUCGGACACGUGUUUAUAGAGUUCAGCGGGAUAUUCCUAUGCCUCUAGUUACUUCUGGGGUUGAGAAAGGAAAUCUUGGGGAGCUAGCCUUAGCUCGGAUGGAUGACUUGGGCUUGAAAUGUCGAGA
Camellia sinensis is the source of this 702-nucleotide messenger RNA. The record is from RefSeq and is a predicted model, not a curated record. Lineage: Eukaryota; Viridiplantae; Streptophyta; Magnoliopsida; Ericales; Theaceae.